AUGGUCCUCAUCCUCAGGUACAUCUGCAAGGAGCAGGAGGUGGUCUACAGGCGGGACAAGGUCAGGGCGCACUUCAGCAGGGAGCUGGUGGUGGUGUUCUGGCUGGCUUUGUUGGAGGGGUUCCUCAACAGGAAGUUGGAGGCAGACUCCAUCUUGGACUUCUUCCUGGGGCUCCUCAGUUUGGGGCACAUCAGCAUGGGGUUGGUGGGUUUCAUGCACAACAAGGAGCGCCAGCUUUGGGUCAUCCUCUUCAAGGAGUGUGUGGUCACGGAGGUGGUUGUGGGCAGGGAGCUCAGCAAGACGGCCAGUGUGCAGUUGGCCAAUCGUCCACUGGUGUCGGGCAUCCUGGGCUCAUGGAGGGCUGGGUCUAGCCCAGGAGGUGCGGCUCCAGGUGGUCUUCCUGGUGUGGUGGAGGCCAUGGUGGACAUCCCAAUGGACAUGGCGCUGGUGGUCUUCCUGGAGGUGGUGGUCAUGGAGGGCCUGGUGGGCAUCCUGAUCCACGGCGGUCCUCACAGAGGUGGUCUUGGUGGCCACGGUGGAGGGCAAGGUGGUGGGUCGUUUUGGGGUGUCAAGGAGGUGGUUUCCAAGGGCUCCUAA
This is a messenger RNA of Effrenium voratum, 597 nucleotides long. Lineage: Eukaryota; Dinophyceae; Suessiales; Symbiodiniaceae. The record is from the annotation of a GenBank genome assembly.